Propithecus coquereli (Coquerel's sifaka) is the source of this 4299-nucleotide messenger RNA. It is a transcript of the gene GOLGA1, whose product is annotated as golgin A1. Gene Ontology annotation, cellular component: Golgi apparatus. NCBI's taxonomy places the organism in Eukaryota, Metazoa, Chordata, Mammalia, Primates, Indriidae. The coding region runs from base 206 to 2482 and encodes 758 amino acids. The record is from RefSeq and is a predicted model, not a curated record. The transcript is spliced from 22 exons.
GACAGAAUGCUUUGACCUCCAAGCUGUUUUAAAUCUAGUAGAUAAGCCAGAUACUAUGUUGCCAUAAGCCCUUGCCCCACAUUUAAGUGGGACUGCAGCUAGCUUGGAUGUCUGAAACAUUUUAGGCAGCAGUGUCUGAACCCUGGUGCCUGGCCUAAGGACUACUGAGUGCUGGUUAUCUGUGCAGGAUAGCCACACAGCAAAAAUGUUUGCAAAACUAAAGAAGAAAAUUGCAGAAGAGACUGCUGUUGCUCAGAGGCCAGGAGGUGCUACUAGGAUCCCACGGUCGGUGAGCAAGGAAUCUGUUGCCUCUAUGGGAGCUGACUCAGGAGAUGACUUUGCUUCGGAUGGAAGCAGCUCCAGAGAAGAUCUUUCAUCCCAGCUUUUGAGAAGGAAUGAACAGAUACGGAAGUUAGAGGCCAGACUUUCUGACUAUGCUGAACAGGUCCGAAACUUGCAGAAGAUAAAAGAGAAGCUUGAAAUUGCAUUAGAAAAACACCAGGAUUCUUCCAUGCGGAAAUUUCAAGAGCAGAAUGAGACAUUCCAAGCCAACAGAGCCAAAAUGGCAGAAGGACUGGCUUUGGCAUUAGCCAGAAAGGACCAGGAAUGGUCAGAAAAGAUGGAUCAGCUUGAAAAGGACAAAAGAUUUCUGACAGCUCAGUUACAAGAAAUGAAGAACCAGAGUUUGAAUCUUUUCCAAAGGAGAGAUGAAAUGGAUGAAUUAGAGGGGUUCCAGCAGCAGGAACUAAGUAAAGUGAAGCACAUGCUUUUAAAAAAAGAAGAAAGUCUGGGGAAAAUGGAGCAUGAAUUGGAGGCACGAACCAGAGAACUUAGUCACACCCAGGAGGAGUUGAUGACCUCCAAUCAGAUGUCAUCAGACUUAAGCCAGAAGCUAGAAGAACUGCAGAGACACUACUCAACGCUGGAAGAGCAGAGAGAUCAUGUGAUAGCUUCAAAGACAGGUGCAGAAAAUAAGAUCACAGCCCUGGAACAAAAGGAACAAGAGCUUCAAGCACUCAUUCAGCAGCUCUCUGUUGAUUUGCAAAACGUCACGACUGAAACUCAAGAGAAAGAGAAAGUUAUCACACAUUUGCAAGAGAAGGUCGCAUCCUUGGAGAAGAGACUAGAACAAAACUUAUCAGGAGAAGAGCAUGUGCAAGAACUUCUGAAAGAGCCUUCCUCGUGCUUGGGUUUUCACAAUAAAGCUCCCCAAGGUCAGACCUUACUCGAAAGAAUGCUUCUGUUUCCCUCUCAGGUGAAAGAGUUAGAACAGACCCUGCAGGCCUCCGAGGAGCAGCUGAAGCAGAGCAGGGCUGUUGUGCUUGCCCAGGAAGCCCACAUUCAGGAGCUUGCUGCUGCCAAUACAGAGAGCAUCCACGCACAGCAGCAAGCUCUUGCUCUGGAACAGCAGCACAUAGAGCACGCCCUGGCCCUGAAGGCCCAGGUCGCCUCCCUGGAGAGAGCGCGGGCCUCCGAGCAGGCCACCGCAGAGCGCAGGAUGAGAGAACUGGAGCAAGAAAAUGCAGCCCUUAAAGAAAGCAGGAGUGAAUGUGAACGUUCUCUACAACAUCACCAAUUUGAACUAAAGAAGCUAAAGGAGGAGUGGAGCCAAAGAGAAAUUGUGAGUGUGGCAAUGGCUCAAGCCCUGGAGGAGGUGCGGAAGCAAAGGGAAGAGUUCCAGCAACAGGCUGCUAACCUGACAGCCAUGAUGGACGAGAAGGAGCAGAGUCUACAGGAAAAAGCUGAAGUGCUUCUCCAGAAAGAGCAGGAGAUUCUCCAGCUGGAGCAGGGUCACAACUCAGCCCUGCUGCAGAUGCGUAAGCUGCAGGGUGAGCUGGAGGCCCUGCGGACCCUGAGGGUGGAAGAGGCCACGGCAGCUGCAGAACGAGAGGACCUGCUGCGGCUGCGGGGCCUGGAGCAGGGCGAGGCACUGUCAGCCAGGGAGCCAAACGUGACCUCGAAGGCCUUGUACCAGCUUCCAGCUGCAGGAGGAACACCAAAUGGGGAGGUUGGGGCCAUGGAUCUAGGACAGUUACAGAAGGAGAAACAGGACUUGGAGCAGCAACUUGCAGAGAAAAAUAAGACUAUAAAGCAGAUGCAGCAGCGGAUGCUGGAACUCAAAAAGACUCUGCAGAAGGAACUGAAAAUCAGACCUGAUAAUGAGCUUUUUGAAGUCCGGGAGAAACCUGGACCUGAGAUGCCAAACAUGGCCCCUUCUGUCACGAACAAUGCUGACCUGACUGAUGCCCGUGAGAUCAACUUCGAGUACCUUAAGCAUGUGGUUCUAAAAUUCAUGUCCUGUCGCGAAUCUGAGGCUUUUCAUCUUAUAAAAGCUGUGUCAGUGUUGCUGAACUUUUCCCAAGAGGAAGAGAACAUGCUCAAAGAAACCCUGGAAUAUAAGAUGUCGUGGUUUGGGUCCAAACCAGCUCCCAAGGGCAGCAUCCGGCCAUCUAUCUCAAACCCUCGGAUACCGUGGUCCUAGAGGGAACUACCCAAGGAUGGAGCUCCAUGGGUUGACACUUUUUCUGUGAAAAGAACACUGACACACCAGUCUGGGUGGGUUUUUAAUCACUGUAACUGCAGUAUUUUGUACAAGCGUCUAAACAUUGUUUACAAGACUUAAGGCCCACUUCCCUGUAGGCUGACAGGAACCUCAGGGGGUAGCUGAUCCUAUGUCAUUCUGGUCACCAAACAGGAGGGUCCUGGCACUACCCAGAUUUCCACAGUGCUGCUAACAUCCCAGCUUUGGCCAGCACCCCACCUCCACCUGAGUCCUCUUUUAAUGUUAGCACUUAAGCUGAAGCGACCAGCAUCUGUGAAGCAACAGCUGGGUCAUCGUGCAAUGAUGACGCUGGAGGUAGAGAUGCCCUUUGAAAUGGUGCCCAGCAGGCCACCCCCACCUGCUUCUGCCAGGAGCAGCCAACUCAGUGGGGGUGGCUUUAAAAAUUCAGAUGAGUUAGAAGAGCUUUUUAUCCCUUCCUCUCAAGAAAAUAUUAUUUCACCUUGUUUCUUAAACCACCUCGAACUUUAGAUGUGUACAUCUCUGAGGGCCAGUGUGGAUUAAAUGAAGAAUAUGCAACUUUCUAGCAGUAUCUUCACUUUACUUAAGAAAACUAGCAAAUACAUAAAAAGAUUCUAAGUAUAGUACCAAAUACACUCAAUUGCCUUUUUAAUGAAUGUACUUGUCUUGGAUAGGUUGCUGGUAAACCAUUUUAAAACUAUUUUUUAUAGCUAAAGUUCUUCACUAUUAUAAACAUGUUUUCUGUGUUAUAAAAUCCAUUUAACUGAUGUUCUUAAAGGAAAAUCAGAGCAUCAAGAGGAAAUUAUUUCUAAAAUUGGAAUUCCUAUCCCUUUGUAAUUUCACUAGCCUUCUGUGGCAUCUCCUCUCUGAAGCAGUGGCGGCACUUCAUGGCUUUGCUCUGGAUUCUGUGUUGCGCCACCACUGAGCAAGUGCUAACCACAUUUCUCCUACUUACGGACAAUCUGCUGUACGCAUCAGAAACAGCAGCUGUCCCUUCCCCCAGCCUUGACCAAAACAUGGGAGGCAGUCCGCCUCGUGUGUGGAGCCACUCUCUCCCCGUCAUCCUACCCCCAAAUAUUUAAGAUGACACUACAUUCAUUGAAUUAUGUCCAGACAGCCCCCAGCUGGCUGUAGUACUUGAUGGCAUGCACACGACUCUGGAAGUGACUGAUAAAAACUUACAUUCAUUAUUACUGAGGAAAAGGGAAGAUGCUCAUUCUGGAUAAGCGACAGUAUCAAAUCUAAAGGGAAACUGUAUUUAUAGUUAGAUGAAGGAUUCACUGGUUAAAUAAAAAACUGAAUUAAUAACCGGAGCUCCUAAAUUUAUCAUCAAUUGUCCAGUGAUGUUGUUUCUCAAUUAUGAUUAGGGUCAAAAAAUAUAUAUAAAGUAUAUCUCACAGAAAAAUAUUUGCAGUUAACCUAUUAAAUUCCCAUGAAGUACCAAGUCAAGGUAGCAUCACCUUAGUCCCAACUCAGGCUCUCUGCCACCUGUACGAACCAUUCUGCAGUGACCUACCUACCUCCUCAUGUGGCUCUUCAUUGCAGAUGUCUGUCCCUUGUAUAGAAUGCUAUUUUCCAUUUACCAGGUGGGAACAUGAAACAGGAGUCCCUUCUGUUCUGCGAUUUUGAUGAGUAAGGAGGUAGCUUUUUUCAAAGUAGGAUUUCCUUCUUUUCAACUGUUCCAGGAAAGAAUCCCUAAGCUUAGGUAGUUCAAAGCUUGCCAGAGGCAGCUGCAUUUCCGUGGAGCCGGGUCUGACUCCUUCAUGGCUUUUCCAGCC